Messenger RNA from Oncorhynchus gorbuscha (pink salmon), 3348 nucleotides. RefSeq names its product short stature homeobox (gene shox). Lineage: Eukaryota; Metazoa; Chordata; Actinopteri; Salmoniformes; Salmonidae. The transcript has 5 exons. Gene Ontology annotation, biological process: regulation of transcription by RNA polymerase II. Gene Ontology annotation, molecular function: sequence-specific double-stranded DNA binding; DNA-binding transcription factor activity, RNA polymerase II-specific. Gene Ontology annotation, cellular component: nucleus. The coding region runs from base 126 to 998 and encodes 290 amino acids. The record is from RefSeq and is a predicted model, not a curated record.
UCUCACCUCUUCUCCACCCCCAAUAUCGCUUCUUUUUACGACCGAGCGCUGCGUCUUGAGCUGACAACUAACGUUAAAUCGGUCAUUUUAAAGUGGGGUUCCGUGCUCAGGACCACUGAACGGCCAUGGAAGAACUUACGGCGUUCGUCUCGAAAUCUUUCGAGCAGAAAACCAAGGAGAGCAGUAAGGAGAGUAUCACGUACAGGGAAGUUUUGGAGAGUGGCUUGGCGCGGGCGAGGGAGCUGGGGAACUCGGAGACAAGUCUACAGGACAUAACGGAAGGCAGCAACCACUGUCCGGUACAUCUAUUCAAGGAGCACGUAGAGCUAGAGAAAGAAAAACUGAAGGAGUUUAACGUUUCACGGGCCACGGAAGGGAUAUAUGAGUGUAAAGAGAAGAAGGAGGACGUGAAGUCUGAGGACGAGGACGCACAGAGCAAACUGAAGCAGCGACGGAGCAGGACAAACUUUACUCUGGAACAGCUCAAUGAGCUGGAGCGCCUGUUCGACGAAACGCACUACCCCGACGCAUUCAUGCGGGAAGAGCUGAGCCAGAGGCUGGGACUGUCAGAGGCGAGAGUGCAGGUUUGGUUUCAAAACAGAAGAGCGAAAUGUCGAAAACAAGAAAACCAGAUGCAUAAAGACACCUCUUCAUACUUUCCAGGUGUCACUCUGGGAAUUGCCAGUCAUCUGGAUGCCUGCAGAGUAGCUCCAUAUGUCAACAUGGGAGCGCUACGGAUGCCUUUUCAACAGGUCCAGGCCCAGCUCCAGUUGGAGGGCGUGGCUCACUCCCACCAUCACCUGCACCCUCACCUGGCGGCGCAUGCACCCUACCUGAUGUUCCCGCCCCCGCCCUUUGGACUACCAAUCGCCUCUCUCGCGGACUCAGCCUCUGCAGCGGCGGCCGUGGCGGCGGCUGCCAAGAGCAACAGCAAGAACUCUAGCAUCGCUGACCUUCGACUCAAGGCAAGAAAACAUGCCGAGGCGCUGGGUCUCUGACCCCAUCGGGCUUCCCCUCCGCUCGCCCCACGCCCUCAUAAUCACCUGCUUCUCAUACAAGACUGAGCCCUGUGAUCGGGUCUGACACUUACAGCUUAAACAAAACAACAUUUAAAAAAAAAACACUGAGAGGGAGAAUGAAAGAGAGACAGAGAGAGAGAAAAAGAGAGACACAGAGGGAGAGGGAGAUGGGGAGAGAAUGAGUGGAGGAAGAAGAGGAGGAGAAAGGAGGGGAGCAAGAAAAUUGUCACAAAACCAGCUGCCAAAACACCCAUUUGUAGAGAGAACGGUAAUUAAAUACCAAUGAAAUCACCUUUUACUUUUCGCCCAACAGGCAGGACUUCUGCGGGGCCAGUGGCUCAGUCCACUCCAGGCACACAUCACAAGUCCAGGACCGUACAAACACAUGUGGAUGUCUGUCUGAGCCGAGGGCCGGGCCGGGCCAGGCCAGACCGGGAGACUUUAGAACAAAGCAAACUGGCAAAGCAGGCAAGCAGGGCCAAAUACUAGAGCCUCACUGAUGCCGAUGCCGUCACGUUGACUUUACAGACUAUUGUGUGUUUGGGAAAAGACACUGACACCACGAGGCAUCGGACUAAACAUUACACACACAAAAAAAGACAAAAAUUACGAAAAAAAGAGAAAAGAAAUGGCCAUGUUCUCUGUGUAACCACUGUGUUGUUUCCUGCCGCUGCCCAGUGCAUGAGUUCUAUUGGAGGACUGCAGACGUAUCACGGAGGCUGGCCAUGUUGUAUCCGACCUAACACCCCAACUCUGUUGUAUCACUGCCAUUCAAAAUUCCCACUAUAUAUACUCUCAUCCACAAAGUCAAAGAUCAUUGGGGUUUGAUUUCCUUGAAACUGUGGACUGACAGGAAUAGGCUAAUCUAAUCCCUUACUUUCUGCUUUUGUAGGAUGGAAAGUGUAAAUGUGUUUUGCUGGGAAUGAGUCCAAAAUAAGUUUUUUUUUUGCUGUUCUCCUCACAUUGUUCUCUCUCUCUCUCUAGCUUUCUUUCUUUCUGUUUAUCGUGACGUUUCUUGGGAAUAGAAGUGAAGAUAUUCUUUGCACUUCAGGUCUUGUAUGUGGGAGUUUACAAACAGCACUACAAGCAGAUACUACUUUACUAAAUGAGGGCGGGGAAAGGAACCGAUUUGGGUUUUUAUCAUGUCAUCAAAAAGAGACGUUCACAAAACGUUUAGAAGGAUAAAGGGUAUAACUGCAAUUUUUUGUAAUUUUGAAAAUAUGAAGGAAGCAUCAGUUAAACUGAAAUGCAAUUGUGCGCAGUUUAAGUGCAAUACUGUAAAUAUGAAGAAAAAAAGAGAGAGAAAAGCAGUUAAUUGUUAGAGAUAAACAAAUGAUUUGCAGUGAUUUGUUUCAGGCACUGAUAAAUCCCUGUGUUGAAUUUCUUUGCCAAACAGACCCGUUUUUUUCUAAAGCAUUGUAUAUUAUGUUAUGUUGCGAACUCAUCCUCAAUCAUGUGCCAUAACCCCAGAAAUGCAAUGGUUUUCAAACAUAGUUUUGUACACAUCAGGAAACUAUAAUAACUUGUUGAGGUAGACAUGAGCACCUGGGUUUGAUGCUGAAAUUAAUAACUGAAACUAGGAUCUGAGAUAAUUUAUCAUAAUCUAUUGCAUUAACAUGAGACAAAGCAUUAUGUCAAAUUCCACCAAAGAUUCUAACAAAUGUUCCAAUUGAUGUUAUAGGAAAAAUAAAACCAUGGCAGUGUUAGGCCUGUACAUGUCAAACUUGCAUUUAUUUGCAUGUUCAUGUUGCAAUUUCAUGGUUUAACAACCCAAAUAAACAAUGCCUACUAGCAAGUAUUAUAUUUGAAACAUUUGCAAAUUCAGAGGAUAAUGUUUUGUGUCAUUGAGAAGCAGAUCCUAGUAAGGUCUACCUCAAACAAUGUUUUACCAACACUUUCUCUGUUCUCAAACCACCAUUUACAGUUAUUUAGCAAUGUCUCCAUUUUAAAUUAAACACAUGGGUGCUUUUAUUUAUUAUUUUUGUCUGAAAGUUUAUACAAUUAAAAAAAUAGUUGAAAUACAAGUGUACAUUUUGACAUGGCUUUGCAUUUAUUUUUAUAUGGUUUUUAAAUGUUACAUUUGCAACGGGAGAUGCGUGGCUGUUGUGCAUUGUUUGCCUAAAAUGUAGCGUGUCAGCGUUUACAAACAUUUCAGGGAUGGUUGAAUUUGAUUAAGCUCCAUUGAAUUUGUUAUGCCUACCACAAGUAUUAUCAUUUCAUAUGCAAGCAUGCCUAAACAUGAUUCACUAUACAGUUUGUAUUUUUUUCCUUUUGAUUCACAAAAUAUGAAUGUACAAGUAAACUAUCAAUAAAGUUAUAAAUAUUUGUA